GGGGGGAAGUAAACAAACUUCUGGCGUGAUGAAUCGGGAACUGAAGAGAGGGAAGGUAGAGGACUCAGAUGUCAAAGAGAAGGUGCUGGUUGCAGUUAAGGCAUCAAAGGAGAUUCCAAAGACUGCCCUGGUUUGGGCUCUGACUCAUGUGGUUCACCCUGGAGAUUGCAUUACUUUGUUGGUUGUCAUCCCUUCUCAAAGUUCUGGUAGGAAAUUAUGGAGUUUCCCCAGAUUUGCAGGAGAUUGUGCCAGUGGCCACCGAAGAUCUAAUUCAGGAACUAGUCCAGAGCAGAAAUCUGAUAUCACAGAUUCCUUCUCCCAGAUGAUCCUUCAGCUCCAUGAUGUUUAUGAUCCUAACAAAAUAAAUGUGAAGAUAAAAGUUGUUUCUGGAUCACCAAGUGGAGCAGUGGCGUCGGAGGCCAAGAGAGCUCAAGCUGCUUGGGUUAUAUUGGACAAAAAGCUCAAGCAUGAAGAAAAGCGUUGUAUGGAAGAGCUACAAUGUAACAUUGUCGCGAUGAAGCACUCCCACCCAAAAGUUCUGCGGCUAAACUUGGUUGGGUCCCCGAAGAAGGGAGCUGAAGCAGCACGUCUAUCUCAAUCUGAUCUAAAUCAGUCAUUUGAGCCACAACCCAGAACAGAGAAUGACGCUAUGAAUUCCAUUCGAGGGCCUACUGUGACGCCAAGUAGUAGUCCAGAGCUAUUCACUGCAACUGAAGUUGGAACUUCAUCAGUAUCCAGCUCAGAUCCUGGGGCCUCACCAUUUUUCGUUUCUGAAAUAAAUGUCAAGAAAGUGGAAUCAUUUGGCACAAAAGAAACUCCCGAUCUCGAUGAUUCAAGUUCUGAUACAGACAGUAGAACCUCAUCUCCAUUCUCAUCAAGUUUAAGGUUCCAAAAAUGGAUGGUGGAAGAAAGCUCACAACGAUCAAAUGCCAGUAGGGCUCAAACUUCCACAACAAGGGCUUGUUUGGAAAAAUUCUCUAGACUUGAUCGAGAAACUAGAUUUGGAUUGCCAAAUUACAGACCGGACCUGGACUUCAAUGGAAGUAUGAGAGAAGCAGUUUCUCUGUCCAGAAAUGCUCCUCUUGGGCCUCCUCCUUUGUGUUCCAUAUGCCAACAUAAGGCACCUGUCUUUGGAAAACCCCCAAGGUGGUUCACGUAUGCUGAGCUGGAGCUUGCAACUGGAGGAUUUUCACGAGCUAAUUUCUUGGCAGAAGGAGGGUUUGGAUCUGUCCACAGAGGAGUCUUAUCAGAUGGUCGGACAGUUGCUGUCAAGCAACACAAAUUGGCAAGUUCUCAGGGGGAUCAAGAAUUUUGCUCAGAAGUGGAAGUCCUAAGUUGUGCUCAGCAUCGAAAUGUUGUUAUGUUGAUUGGAUUUUGUAUUGAGGACAGGAGAAGGUUGCUGGUUUACGAGUACAUAUGUAAUGCGUCGCUGGAUUCUCAUCUAUAUGGUCAUCGCGGAGAUCCAUUAGAAUGGUCUGCACGCCAAAAAAUAGCUGUGGGAGCUGCUCGAGGGCUGCGGUAUCUUCACGAAGAAUGCAGAGUGGGUUGCAUUGUCCACCGAGACAUGCGGCCUAACAAUAUCCUCAUCACCCAUGAUUUUGAACCACUGGUUGGAGACUUUGGCUUGGCCAGAUGGCAACCUGAUGGAGAAACAGGAGUCGAAACUAGGGUAAUUGGAACUCUUGGGUAUUUGGCUCCAGAGUAUGCUCAAAGUGGCCAGAUCACUGAGAAAGCUGAUGUUUAUUCAUUUGGGGUGGUCUUGGUGGAGCUUGUUACUGGAAGAAAAGCUGUGGACAUAAACCGGCCUAAGGGUCAGCAGUGCCUUAGUGAAUGGGCACGUCCACUACUGGAAGAAUAUGCCAUUGACAAACUGAUUGAUCCGCGGCUGGCAAACAACUAUAACGAACACGAGGUCUAUUGCAUGUUACAUGCAGCAUCCAUGUGCAUUCAACGAGAUCCUCAGUCUAGGCCUCGAAUGUCACAGGUUCUCCGCAUACUGGAGGGGGAUAUGGUUAUGGACUCGAGUCAAAUGUCGACACCUAGGUAUGAUGCCGGUAGUCAGAGUGGACGGAUUCAGCGAGAAAAGCAACAACAAUAUCAAAGCUAUAGCAGUCCAUUGGUAGCCGAAGCUUUAGAAGGGUUCAGUGGGAAGCUCUCUCUCGAUUCACCAAGGUUGACACCUUUCUGGGAAAGAGAGAAGCCCACCAGGACGACUUCGUCUGAGGACGACUUGUGAUCAAGAGCUCUAACCACACUUCAAUUGCAUGGAGAAAACUCUGAAAAUAAUGCCAUCUUGUUCUGGUCUUGUAUAGUAUGAAGCAAUCGGAGCAUGUAGGGUUUUGUAGUUCAUUUUAGAACUGUAGUCUGAUACCAAGUCGCGAGGUUGGAACUCUGAUGCAUAUAUAUUUUUGAUCUGUUCAAUGAAAUCAAGCUUGGGCAGCA
This is a messenger RNA of Rhododendron vialii, 2442 nucleotides long. RefSeq names its product inactive protein kinase SELMODRAFT_444075-like. The transcript has 9 exons. Gene Ontology annotation, molecular function: protein kinase activity; ATP binding. The record is from RefSeq and is a predicted model, not a curated record. The coding region runs from base 29 to 2236 and encodes 735 amino acids. Gene Ontology annotation, biological process: protein phosphorylation. NCBI's taxonomy places the organism in Eukaryota, Viridiplantae, Streptophyta, Magnoliopsida, Ericales, Ericaceae.